Molecule: messenger RNA, 12578 nt
Organism: Podarcis lilfordi (Lilford's wall lizard)
Lineage: Eukaryota; Metazoa; Chordata; Lepidosauria; Squamata; Lacertidae
Source: the annotation of a GenBank genome assembly
AUGGAGAAAUCCAAGAAUUUCCGCAUCGACGCGCUGCUGGCCAUGGAUCCUCCCAAGGCGGCGGCCUCGACGGCUCAGACGUCGCCUCUGGCGCUGGUGACCUCGCUGUCGGGCCACGCCAGCUCGCGAUCCAGCAGCUCCAGCGCCAGCUCCAGCUCCAGCUGCAGCCCGCCGUCCUCGGCGGAGCCUCCGCCCUCGUCCGUCGAGGGCCUGCGCACCGACAGCCCCUCGCCGCCUCGGCUCCUGGGCGCGCACUGCGGGCUGGUGCCCAAGCCGGGCUUCCUGGGCGGCGGGGGAAGCGCGGCAGGGAGUCCCCACCCGCACGCCCACCCCCACCCGCACCCCCACGCGCACCCCCACGCCGCCCUGGGGCUGCACCCGCAAGGCGGCGCCGGCCUCCACCCGCAAGCCGCCCUCUACGGCCACCCCAUGUACGGCUACCCGGCGGCGGCGGCCGCGCUGGCCUCGCAGCACCCGGCGCUCUCCUACUCCUACUCGCAGGUGCAGCCGUCGCACCCGGCCGCCGACCCCAUCAAGCUGAGCGCCGGCACUUUCCAGCUGGACCAGUGGCUGCGGGCCUCCACCGCAGGCAUGAUCCUGCCCAAGAUGCCCGACUUUAACUGUGAGUAGCACCGAGAGAGAGAUCGGACAAAAGAUCCAUAAUAAUAAUAAUGUGUGUGAGCUUGCGUGCGCACCACUAGAUGCGUGCUGCUCUUGCUAUGUGUGCGUUUUAUAUUUAAUUUUAAUUUUAUUAUUUAUACCCCACCCAUCUGGCUGGGUUUCCCAGAGAGAGGGGUGCAAGAUGCAUACCUAAGCAGCACGGAUACGAUUGUGUGAACGCUCACACACCUAUGAUAUAGACUCUGUCCCUCUGGAAUAUGUACAGUAAUUUAAGGACAAGGGAGCCGCGAUCUUUCCUUUGUUAUCCGUUUUUCUCGCUGCCAGGCAGUAGCUGGGGCCUAAAUGCGGCCGAUGGCGCCUGCCUUGAUUCUGUUCCUCGCCCUUCCUCCUUUGCGAUAGAAAGACGCUCCCUGGCUGAUCGAGGAUGGUGUAUUUGGAUGGGGUUUUGGGGGUGAGCGAGGGAGACCCCCGCUAAAAGGAAAGUCGCCCUUGGAAAAGCCGAGGUAGCCUUGGGGAGGAGCGGCUCCUCUCAACAAGGAAGGAAAAGGCCAUUUCCCAGCAGGGAGGUCUUUAAACCUGCAAAACGCGUGCUUUGGGGGUCCGUUCUUUUGGGAAUCAAACACGGACGAACACGAGAAGCAGUGGGAAGGGCUGGGUGGCGCGUAAAAGGCCAAAUAUUGUGCACAGGGCAGCGGCCGACUCACUGGAGCCUAAACCGCGAAUCCAUCGGAUUAGCCAGUCCGGUGGUUGUCCUUCGCCCUACCUAGGAACUGAGUUAGGGUUUCAUGGGGACAAUUUCAGAGCUUCGUUUUUUAAAAAAAAGGCGAUGGGGAUGAUCCAGUCCCCAUUAAGUCUCAUUUAUUUCAACGGAAGGGUUAACCUUGUGCUUUGUUUGGACUGACUUCUCUUGAGAAUGUCGGGAUCUUAAAAUACUUUCCCCCCUGGGUGUGCGCCCGACAUCCCUGCUAUAAUAUCCCUAAUAUGUGUUCUUAAUUGUAUGGGGAGCACUGGAAUAUCGAAGCCAAACCAUUAGCUGUUCUUGCACACGAGGGCUGUGUCUCCAAAAGACUGACCUCUUAAUAUUCUCUACCAAGAUUUGUAUUAUUUGGGGUAAAAUUGUAGCUAGGCCUCCGUGAGGCUAUUUCUUGUAUUUCCCCCUCCCUGUGCAAUAAUCAUUCAGUAAAUCCAUAUUAUUAUUAUUUCAUAUUAAUAACUCGAGACAAGCGACCUCGCAGAUAUAAUGGCGUGUUGGUUACUUGAUGUUCACUUUGCUAUAAAAGCAGUGCAGCUCAGAGCUAGGCUUACUUUUCUUGAUAAAUCGUUAAAGGGGGGGGGGUGAGUUACUUGUUUCUUAUCCCCCCCGUCCCUUUUUGAAGGAGAAGAAAAGACGAGGCCCUUCCGACAGGAAAAAGUAAUAAUUAGGGAAGCUGUCAAAAUUCCUGCUCCCGCAAAUAAAACGCACGUGUGAACAAACAGCCCGAAGAAAGACCAUAACGGGAGGCUUGGGGAAAUCGCGCCGGGGUGCGAAAAACCGCCUCGGCGGUGCUGUUUGCACGUGGCAGGAGGCUCUGGGAAUUUAAGGGAGAGAGAAAAAACGCGUACUACUAUUCUGAUAUUUUAAGAGUUUUCCUGCAAAUAAAACUAAUUGUUCUGUUGAAAGGAAUCUUCUUAAAGUACCCAAAGCGGUGGUGGGGCUGAUAAACAGCGGGUUCAGUACUGCAACAAAAUAAAUAAAAAUUAAGCAUUGAUAUUGAAAUCGACGAGGGUUAAAGGUGGCCUGUAUCUACCUAUGUUCAAUUCCGGUUAGAAAAACAGGGCUUUGAAGUUUUGAAGGCGAUGACAAAAGCCCUGGUUGUUAGAUAACAGACUUAGACGACGCGGAUUUGCUUUCUAGCAAAAAACCGGGUUGCAGCUAUAUCAGCGUUUAGAUCUCUCUAUUUGGCGCGACAAGAAAGCGGAACGUUCUCAGGAUUUAUUUCUGUUACAUUUUUCUUUUACACGUUUUUUUCUAAAAUUAUUUAGCUUGCCACGUUUUUCCUAAAAUUACCACGUUUUUCCUAAAAUUAUUUAGUUUAUUUAGCAUAAUAAGCCUACCGCAUUUUUAACAACAAACAAGUCGCAGAAGACUGAUGAAACCUCUCAAGACUGAGCGCUUGUUGCGUCAAAGCCCACCAUGGAUAGCAGGAUUUUAAUUCCAUGGUUGUAUUUACAGGGCAAUAUUAACAAGAGGAGAGUUACAUUGAUAUCCCCGAUAUCAGUUGGUGGAAACUGACGAGCCUAAUCCGGGCGGAACAGAACACACCCAAAUGCAGUCCAUUCGUUUGGCUGCCAGACAGUGCCCUAGAAAACAGGACUUUUAAUUCGUACUGCGUCGAGGAAAACAUCUCUCGUUUUCCACGCUGCUUGCAGAAGACCCCCCGUUUAUUUCCAAAAGUCUUUUGGAAUUGGUAGCGGGGUAUGUUUUGGUUCUAUAUUAAGUCUAGUCAGAGAAGGGGGAAAAAUGUCGUUUCGGAGUCUGCUCCCUGUGGCCUUUUCUUCUCAGAUCGAUUCCCCAAGAGUCCUCCUUUUAAUUAAAAAGUCCGGUUCGAGGGUCAGUCUGAGAAUAAAGGGGGCACCAUUGCUUAAAAGGGGGCGUUAGUUGAAACCCGCUAACGGUUUGCCCCUUACCCUUCUCCCUCAGGGCGGUGGGGGGCGAGCUCUCCUGAGCCCUCGGAUCGCGCCCCUUUCACUUUCUCCCAAUUAUUAUCUCUUGGGAAAUCAGAGAAUGGGCUCGUGACCCCGCCCCGAGACCGCCCAAUCGUCCGGCUUCUCCGGCUGGGAUAGUGCGAAGCGCUUCCUUCGGUCCAGGGCGCCCCGUCGGAGCGCCGCGCUUCCAUCUCCCGGCGCUCUGCGGGCUUUGCCGCGGCCAGGACCUCUUCCGGGGCGAGCAAGGCCCGGCUAGGGGACGGGGCUGGCUGGCUAGAGGGAAGGCUCACUUUUCCCGCGGCUCUUGGCUUGGCGGAGAGGUGGGCUCCCUCGGUGAGAAAGGAGAUGUCUAGAGACCCACCAGGGCGCGGGGUCAGCGAGAGCCAUCUGGGGAAGCGAGGCCUCUCCCUGGACGGAUCACCUUUCCAGGUGAAGACCAGGAUUUGGAGGAGGAGGAGAAACUGAGAAGGAAGUCCCGUUUGCAAACUUCUGCUGGUUGGGGUUUCCUAGGACUUGCCAAGCCAAGGGCCGUCGGAAGGGCGGCGAGUUUGUCCGCUGCCUGCCUUGGCGUUCGCCCUAGCGCUUUUGCGACGGUCCAGUCCUUGCCUCACGAUCUGUAAGGCGAGCAAGAGAAGCGGAUCGGGCCAAUUCACGGAGGAGAAGGCUAGCAACGUCGCGAAGGCCACUGUUUUCUUCCACGAGACUUUCAAGGCGCAUUCAGAGAAUUCUGGGCACUUGCAGUUGGCUAAAGAAUGCUGGGAAUUGUAACUCUACGAAGGAUGAACUACAGUGCCCAGAAUCCUUUGAAGGAAAGAAGGCGCUUUAAAGGUUUCGCGUGUCCGCAUAUGUGUCUCUGCAUAUGAGUUGGUCGGGAUCCGGAGGAGGAGGAGGAGGGGGCUGUUGCGCUCAUGUCCUGUUCUGGGGCUUCUCGCAGGCAUCUGGACUCGAUGGGUCAUUGGCCUGAUCCAGCGGGCUUCUCUUAUGCACACCUCUCCCUUUGACUUUCUUCUUCCGUGUCCAUGAAUCACCGUUUGACAUCAGAGCAUGACUUCAGACCGAGGCUACAGGCUCAGAGGAAGCCAUAGCAGGAUGGCUCCCCUUUCUGGCUCCAUCCUCCCGCGACCAAUAUUGUGCUUCUGCCGGAAUAUUUUUUAAGGAAUCCUUUAAAAAACAGUUCUUAAAAAUAGAAUUAAAUUAUUGUGCCCAAACCUAUACAGCUAAAUCACUUCCCCUCUUUCCUAGAUGUGAGAUAGCAUCAUGGAUCUGAAAGAUGUUAUGAUGAGGAGCAGUUGGGUGUGAGAUAAUCCGCUCUGAUCCGCACAAAUGUCUCAGCCUCCGCUGCUCCUAGCCGGGUUCGCGCUCUCCAUACUUUCCUGCGCAGGGCAACUCGUUCAUGCAUUGAUUGCGGCUGCAAUCUUAUACCCACUACUGAACUCGAAGGGACUUGCGUUUGAGUAAAGAUGUAUACGAUUGUGCUGUGGAAAGGGGCAUUUUGUGUGUGUGUGUGUGUGUGUGUGUGUGUGUGUGUACACUGAUACAGGAGGCGCAUUCAAAAAUGCUAAGACAGAUAGGUUCUGGAAAGACUAAUCAUAAAUGCAGUAAAUGCUAUAUAGAUACAAUAAAUGUAAAAUAAAAAUGCAUCGCUAACCCGCGGAACUACAAGCUGCAGUGAUGGCAACUAGGGCAGAUGACUUUUUAAAAAAGAGAGGAGAUUUUAGACGGAUUAGUGGAUAUUCGGACAGCCAUAAGAGCAAAAUGAUUCUUUGUCAGGUAGUCAUGUGAUUUAAAUAUAUGGCGCGUCCUCAGCCCCCAUUGACCGAGGCAGCAUAUCUCCGGAUAGUAGGAAGCUGAGGGGAGGCUAGCGGAGCAAAGCGCUCCGUGGGACCCGAGACCCAGAGGAGGUGGGGGCUGUUCAUUUUCCUGUUCCUAAAGCAACAUAAGACGCGGUCGAGUCCAGGCGACCAUGUCUCCGCCCCGCGGAGCUUACAGUCCAAAAUUCGACUCGGGCGAAAACAAAAAAAGAGAAGGCAGGAGGAGGGGGUCUUGAACAGCACGGAAAUAACCCCAGAGAGAGGGUUUCUAUAGGGUUAGUUAUUCUGAGAAUUUUCCAUAACAAUUCCCAGCUUGAUUUACAUAAACAGAAGAUGCAGGAAGUCUGUCCUCUCGCCCCCGAUCUUGUUUCUGUGUGUCUUUCUAGACCGCCUUUCCUCCCCCUCUUAAUCGCCAUCUCCAUUUCACGCCCAGCUGUACUGGAUCAGUUUCUCCGGGAGGGUCCUGAGCUCCGCCGCGGUUCCCAGGACGGAGGAAGCCCCUGCGCAAAGGAGCGCGGCUGGAGGGAUGUAGUGGGUGGCGCGCUCCUCGCUCCUCGCCCUCUCUCACGCCUUCUCCUUUCCUCUCUCCCUCCUCAGCCCAAGCACAGUCCAACCUGCUGGGCAAGUGCCGGCGGCCCCGCACGGCCUUCACCAGCCAGCAGCUGCUGGAACUGGAGCAUCAGUUCAAGCUGAACAAGUACCUGUCCCGGCCGAAGCGCUUCGAGGUGGCCACGUCUCUCAUGCUCACCGAGACGCAGGUGAGUGUCUUGCUGGGGAAGGGAGGAGGAGGAAGAGAGAAGGGAGCUGGAUUCAGCAAAGGAGGGGGAUCACCUGCAGAGGAAGGGGCUUUCCCCUUGCUGGGCUCGCUGCGCAUCUUCCGCAGGCAGGAGGAACCUGCGUAAAUAAGCGCAGCCAAUCACUGUAGACAUUACUGAACCAGAUGGACCAAUAGUCUGACUCGGUGUAGCGUACUAUGUUUCUCUGUGUCUUCCUUCCUUUUUAAAAUCUAAGGUGGGUUUAAUUUAAAGGAUUCUUUUAGAACAACAUGCAGGCGAUAUAGGAGCCCUCUGGACAUUAUGGGAGGGGGGGGAAGGCAUAGGGAUCAUAAUUGCAGAUCAUAAAUAGGAAUCAGUUUGGCACCACCCAUCCCUAUGAACAAUUUCUGCCUGUCUGCAGGAGGCUUCUCUCAAAAUUAUGUUUUGCUGGCACUGGGCUCCAUCAUGUCUAGCCAAAAUAAAAAGCAGCAUCUCCCUGCUGUGCUGGAAAGGCUGUGGAGAGAUAGGCUCAUGUUUUCAUGCAUUUGUGGAGUUGUACGUUGCGUUGGUAUACUCCUUUUGCAAAACAGGUUUUCACAUUAUUUCCACAAUUACACAGCAACGCCUCUCACCCAAGUUGGCUCUUGCCUUGCUAUCAUUAGACUCAAAUUUAAACAAUAAUCUUAGAUGCUGAGAUUUAGUAUCUCCCCCCCCCCCCCCGUUACUAGCAGCCCAAUUAACAAUAGCCCAAUAUUGGAAACAACCUAUAGAAAUCCCCAAUGAAAUCUGGUUAAAUAGUAUUUGGAAUGUGGCUCAAUUGGAAUGUCUUACUUGCCACAAAAGACUUAAUUAGAAGCACUUCAAGGACAGACCCUUUUGGUGAGAUUUGGUUUCCUUUCUUUUCCUUUAUAAAUGAGACUGAAGAUACUGUUAUUCCACCCUCAACACAAGAAUCAUAGAAUCAUAGAAUCAUAGAAUCAUAGAGUUGGAAGAGACCACAAGGGCCAUCGAGUCCAACCCCUUGCCAAGCAGGAAACACCAUCAGAGCACUCCUGACAUAUGGUUGUCAAGCCUCUGCUUAAAGACCUCCAAAGAAGGAGACUCCACCACACUCCUUGGCAGCAAAUUCCACUGUCGAACAGCUCUUACUGUCAGGAAGUUCUUCCUAAUGUUUAGGUGGAAUCUUCUUUCUUGUAGUUUGGAUCCAUUGCUCCGUGUCCGCUUCUCUGGAGCAGCAGAAAACAACCUUUCUCCCUCCUCUAUGUGACAUCCUUUUAUAUAUUUGAACAUGGCUAUCAUAUCACCCCUUAACCUCCUCUUCUCCAGGCUAAACAUGCCCAGCUCUCUUAGCCGUUCCUCAUAAGGCAUCGUUUCCAGGCCUUUGACCAUUUUGGUUGCCCUCCUCUGGACACGUUCCAGUUUGUCAAUGUCCUUCUUGAACUGUGGUGCCCAGAACUGGACACAGUACUCCAGGUGAGGUCUGACCAGAGCAGAAUACAGUGGCACUAUUACUUCCCUUGAUCUAGAUGCUAUACUCCUAUUGAUGCAGCCCAGAAUUGCAUUGGCUUUUUAGCUGCCGCGUCACACUGUUGGCUCAUGUGAAGUUUGUGGUCAACCAAGACUCCUAGAUCCUUUUCACAUGUACUGCUCUCAAGCCAGGUGUCCCCCAUCUUGUAUUUGUGCCUCUCAUUUUUUUGCCCAAGUGCAAUACUUUACAUUUCUCCCUGUUAAAAUUCAUCUUGUUUGUUUUGGCCCAGUUCUCUAAUCUGUCAAGGUCGUUUUGAAGUGUGAUCCUGUCCUCUGGGGUGUUAGCCACCCCUCCCAAUUUGGUGUCAUCUGCAAAUUUGAUCAGGAUGCCCUUGAGUCCAUCAUCCAAGUCGUUGAUAAAGAUGUUGAAUAAGACCGGGCCCAAGACAGAACCCUGUGGCACCCCACUAGUCACUCUUCUCCAGGAUGAAGAGGAACCAUUGAUGAGCACCCUUUGGGUUCGGUCAGUCAGCCAGUUACAAAUCCACUGAGUGGUAGCAUAGUCAAGAAUCUCUGUUGGGGAGGCUACUUGAAUUGAUAAUACAUAAAUAAACAAACACAUUACUUGUGUACUAUGUACUGCAUAUGAAGCUUAAUAAUGUAUCACUGGGCAAGUUGCUGUAGUUAUAUGUUAUUUAUUUGAAUGAAAAACAAUAAAAAUUAUGGGGGGGGGGAAUGGGAGUCUGUGCCCCCCUAGCAGUUGUUGGACUUCAACUCCCCCAGCCACGACCAGGGCUGGAUUUAGGUUUGAUGAGGCCCUAAGCUACUGAAGGUAAUGGGGCCCUUUAUAUGUCCAGCUGUCCUUUGUCAACAACAAAUUGUCGCUGUUUUUGUGUUGAAUAUAUGCUAUAUGGUAAUUUAUGGACCUAAUAGGUAUCUAAAGCCAUUUGCACAUAACAAAAUAUGUAUUUUAUCAAAGUAAUUGUUGAACUGAGAUACAAUUAAGAAGCAGUAUAUUAAUAGUGAAAUACAAUUAAGAAGAAGUAUGUUUUUUGGGGGGCCCCAAGAGAGUGGGGCCCUAAGCUACAGCUUGUUUAGCUUAUACAUAAAUCUGGCACAGGCCAUGACCAACAUAACCUGUAAUUGGAGAUUACGGGAAUCAGAGUCCAGCAACAUGGGGGGGGGGGAGGUCUACGUAUCUCAUAGGUUUCUCAUUCCCACUCUCAUAAAUUGAUGAAGGUGGCCUAUAUGGAGUUACUCCAUUUUCUCCCUGUGCGUGGAGGUGGUGACUACCCCAACGUCACCCAGUGAACUUCCUGGAUUAGCAAGGACUUAGACCCAGAUCUCUUUCUUCUAGAUACACUUGUGACUAUCCACAACACAUCAUGCUAGAGAUCUUUGCCUUUUGAUUUUUCUUAUUGCCAGCUGUUGUUAAAACACACAACAGCCACUGAUUGGUUGUGCCAUUUGCAGCGUGCAAGGUGGUGCUCUUCCUACCCCAUCUUUGGGAGUCUGGGACGCUGCGAACCAGGAAUGCCCUGGCUCAGAUCUAAGUUCUAUCAUAAAUUUUCCAGGUGGCCUUUGUGAAGCCACACUCUGCUUUAGCCCAGGGGUGAUAAAAAUGGCUCUACUUCCAGGGCUGGUGUAAGGAUUGCUGACAUAAUGUUUGUGAAUGACUUGGGACACUUGAGAGGUGUCUAAAUCCCACUACUGCCACUAAUCUCUUGAUUAGUAAAGUGCCCAAACUCAUGCUAUCUUGGUAAAUGCAGAUGCCAUGUGGAAGCCCUCCCUUGAUAGAUUUAUUAAAAAAAUUACAAACCAUCUUUCCAGUUUUUUCAUUCUUCAAACAGUCAAAGCUGGCAGAGAGAAAUCCAGAAUCAGAGGCAGAAGCUGUAGCAGGAGAGGAGGGAGGUCAAGAGGCAGAGAUGAGUCAGGCUGGUGAAGAGUCAUGGGUAUCUCUGCCUCCUGCUGCACAAACUUCCUCUCCCCAUUUGUCUCCCAGAACCAGAAUGGGGCUGAAACGGGCAGAGCAGGCUGUAUGCAGGCAUAGUCUCUGACUGCUUGGGAAUAGCCCUGGAGAGGAGAGGACUUAGAUGGCUGUAGGGUACCAGGGACUUUCAGUCUCAGCAGCUGAUUUUCAUGCAAUAAGGCCACUGGGAAUUAGCUUCUGUGCUUGUCAGGCCUGACCUUCAACCAAGUCUGUGGAGAUUGUGUUUUUGCUAAUAAAGAGUUGACUCCAACUUUGAAUGGUGUAAUUUACUGCUGGCUCAUUCUGUGACAGACCUUGUUCUUCAUGCUAUAGGUCUGAUCCCAUGUAUGUCACCUGAUCCCAUUGUGUGCUAUUUCCACUCUCCUCUCUCCAGGUAAAGAUCUGGUUCCAGAACCGGCGUAUGAAGUGGAAACGGAGCAAGAAGGCCAAGGAGCAGGCGGCUCAGGAGGCGGAGAAGCAGAAAGGAGGAAGUGUUGGGGAGGACAAAGUGGGGGAUGAGGUGCUGCCUGCGGGGGCCCCAGAGAAAAACAAUGGAGGGCGCCGCUUGCAGGAACUCAGGGACAGUGACCGGGAGGAAGAGGACGAUGAGGAAGAGGAUGACGAAGAAGAGGAGGAGGAGGAAGAUCGGCCCGGACACUGCUGCUCCUAUGGGUCUCCCGACUGCUCUGACGGGGAUGAGGAUGGGAGGCAGCCCCAUGGACGGCAUGGGGGAGCCCACCCACAAUUGCCCCCCACCUCAGCUCCCUGAACACUUGGAUCCCAGAGCCAAGAGCCACUUUCCUUGCACUGGUUCAGGAGAAAAUCCUUUCCCAACCCCACGUGUGUUUGUUGCUCUGUGUGUAAGCUGGUGCCCUGCAGGUGUUUUGGGACUGCAAUUCCCAUCAGCCCCAGCCAGCAUGGCCAUAUGAGACCAUGGUGAUGCUGGCUGGGGCUGAUGGGAGUUGUAGUCCAACACAUCUGGAGGGUGGCAGGUUGGUGAAGGCUGGUCUAAAGUAAAAUGCUCUCAUUGUCCUCCAUGCAACUGACUUUACUGGCCCCAAUGGCGCUCCAUGUGCAACUAAGCCUGCUCUUCCCAGUUUACACAGUCAUGUUCCUCAGUGUCCUGCCUCCUCCCCCCAUGGGCUCAGGCUUAGUGUCAGGGUUCGAGUCAGACGUGGGUCAGCAUGUCUGUGCAGUUAACAAUUUGAGGAAAUGGCAUACAACACUGCCCAGUAGGUCUUGCCCCUAUGGAACAGUAGGCAGAACUGAAGGUUCUCUGCCUUCCGCUCUUUCUCCUCUCCCAGAUGUUUCACAAACAGUCUCAAGCUGCGUCUACACACCUGUGGCCUCUUUCCUGCUCUCCUCAUUUUUCUGUGCAUUCUUGGGGACCAAUGGGGAGGGGAGGUUGGCGCAACAGGAGAGGGAGACUCCCUGGAGUCUUCAAUAGUCUCUUGACUGACUCCCCUGCUUCAGCCUCGGAGUCUGAACUGCUCCUUGUCACAGGCUCUUCCUGAUCACUUUACCCUGUUGCCCCUUCAGCAUCCAGCCCCUCUUCCCAAUUGUCCCUCUGACCUCUCUUCAGUGUUCCAUCACGGAUCCCUGGGCUCUGAGCCUUCCUCCUCUGGGGUUUCCCUUGAGGGAUCCUUGGCUGGUGCCUUCCACUACUCCUCUUCACCCAGCCAGUCCUUGACACUUAGCACAUGAAGAAGAAGAGUUUGGAUUUGAUAUCCUGCUUUAUCACUACCCGAAGGAGUCUCAAAGUGGCUAACAUUCUCCUUUCCCUUCCUCCCCCACAACAAACACUCUGUGAGGUAAGUGAGGCUGAGAGACUUCAGAGAAGUGUGACUAGCCCAAGGUCACCCAGCAGCUGCAUGUGGAGGAGUGGAGACGUGAACCCGGUUCACCAGAUUACGAGUCUACCGCUCUUAACCACUACACCACAGGGGCUCAUGAGAGUUCUCUUAAUCCGAUUGUUAUUGUUUAAAUUGAUUUUUAAUAAAUGUAUGGGCUGCUCUUUCACAGCUCCCCCACUAUCUUGCAAACAGUAUUUAAAGUCACAACAACAUUACAAUAUAUUAUAAAUAAAACCUCCCUUCCGCGACCACUCUAAAACAAAUAAUUCCAACAGCCAGCAAGAAAACAUAUUUUUAAAAAGAAUCAAAGGCCCAGCAUGGUUGUAUAAAUAGUAUAGAAGAAGAAGAGUUUGGAUUUUAUAUCUCGCUUUAUCACUACUUGAAGGAGUCUCAAAGCGGCUAACAUUCUCCUUUCGCUUCCUCCCCCACAACAAACACUCUGUGAGGUGAGUGAGGCUGAGAGACCGCAGAGAAGUGUGACUAGCCCAAGGUCACCCAGCAGCUGCAUGUGGAGGAGCGGGGAAGCGAACCCGGUUCACCAGAUUACAAGUUCACUGCUCUUAACCACUCCACCACACUGGCUAGAAGCUUCUGGGCCUUUAAGGAAAAUAGGGUUGAUAGUUCACUCCUGCUUAAUCAGCCUGUGGCUUGACCUCCCCAUUUUUGCCGUACACUAUUCACUCCUUUAGCUCCUCCUCAGCAUUGCUCAAUGAUCAGGAGUGUAAAACCACAUUGUCCUCUAGUGGUCGGUUGGGAAUGUUAAGUCGCCAGCUCUUUGUCAGAAAAGCCAACCUCCAGACCUGGUAAUGUGUCUCAGUGAAAAAAUUCAGUUCACAAGGCACAGCUGAUGGGCACCCCCAACCCAGUACAGGUACGUCGGGUUAAGAACUUAAUUUGUUCUGGAAGUCUGUUCUUAACCUGAAACUGUUCUUAACCUGAAGCACCACUUUAGCUAAUGGGGCCUCCUGCUGCUGCCAUGCGAUUUCUGUUCUCAUCCUGAAGCAAAGUUCUUAACCCGAGGUACUAUUUCUGGGUUAGUGGAGUCUGAAACCUGAAGCGUCUGUAACCCAAGGUACUACUGUAGUACCGAAAGCUAGAGUCGUCUUCUUUCUGCAGCCCUGAUUAAUGAGUCCCUGUUCUAUUAUGCCAGUGCCACCGUGCUGAAAGCUGACACUGGACAUGUGGCUCUUUGGACCACUUUGCCUCUCCUCUUCGACAGUAUUGAGAGUUUUUAUGCUUUAUAAGAAGCAAUCUGGGAAACCUACGACCACGAAGCUUGGAAUCUUGGGAGGACUGUAUUGUCUUUAUUUUUGUACAUUGUAUUUAUAAAAAGAGUUAAGAAGAAAUACCUCUACUUAUGCAUGCUAAGUUAUUAAUCAGCUUCUCCCAAUGUCCCAAAGGUUAUGUAAAAUAAAAC